AGAUGGCCAUGGCAAAUGCAGUGUUCUUCGUUCGUAGCAAAUGUGGUUCUCUAUCUCGCUUUGCUGUUUCAAGGAUGCCGUUCAGAAGCUCUCAGGUGAGCUUCUUAUUUGUUUUUCUAUUGUUCUUCAUGACUUUAUGUUCCAGACCAGGUGUUCUUUCCAAAAACGAGGCGGUGGCUUUGAAACUAGCGAGGAUUGGUUUUCCAGAAACUUGGCAUUCGUGCGAGCCGUACCUGUGACGAUUGGAGUUGGCUCGUUUGGAUUCGUAUUCUUGAAUAGAACACUUUCUGGUGUUCCUCUCGUCGCAGGUGCAAGCAGUUCUCAAUCGAGGGCGGAUGUUUUAGUGGUUGCCUUGGCUGCUACUGUGCUUCUCGCUGGACUCGUCUGGAUCUCUAUUCAACCAAGACGCUUCAAGCCUGUAGAGUUGGAUGGAGUACAAUGCAUGAGGGUGUAUUUAUCGUCUGAAGAAGCGAAAGCGGAGCUUGUAUGGGCCUGGGAGACAAUGAGCAAGACGACUUGCUGCAAGUCUUUUGUUGUGUUAUAUAAGAUGCGAUGCGUCUUUCAAGCGGGAAUAGCUGCGGAUCAGGAAGGUGACGCCUACAAAAUCGAUGGGCUCAGCGUCAUGAGAGGAACUUUAUGCACGGCUGCUCUAGCCAGUGGUAAACAAUCAUACUUGGCCAACCUUUCUUUGUACCCGGGUCGCUAUGAACUCCCUUUCCUGCCUCAAAACACCCAGGUACGCAACUUUUCUAGCAGGCGAUUGAAAUGCAGCACUUUGUUUCAGUCUGUCAUAAUCCAACCUUUGGGAGACUCCGGUGUUCUGAUACUGGCGGGCGAUACUAUCCGAGGCUUCUCUCCUCUCGACCAGGUACAAAAACAAUCGAUGCAGUUUUUACUCUCAGUGUUUGCGGUACAGAUCUGGAUCACUACACUUGGCCAGAAGCUAGAUGCUACACUCGAAACCCUUCAAACGUUUUUAGGAUUCAACUUGGAGAGAUUCUUGGCCGCUGUUUUAGCACGCUCGACGUCACAAUGGGUCCUGCACGAUGCAAGGAGGCUCCCCCAGGCACUCGCAACAGGCUCAAACGGCAUGUUUUGGAUCAAGUCCUCAGCCUUCUCGAGUUCUCCCAAGCGACCAAGUAUGUCAACCAUGGAGCAGUAAUGCUCGCUGCCAGCCACUAUGUCACGGUCAUACAGCAUCGAAACGAAGUACUUGCAGCUUUCCUCGAGCAAACCAAGGUGCCUACAAGCCACCAACGCGCUU
Molecule: messenger RNA, 1264 nt
Organism: Selaginella moellendorffii
Lineage: Eukaryota; Viridiplantae; Streptophyta; Lycopodiopsida; Selaginellales; Selaginellaceae
Product: protein COFACTOR ASSEMBLY OF COMPLEX C SUBUNIT B CCB4, chloroplastic-like
Exons: 6
Coding region: 41-1162 (373 amino acids)
Biological process (GO): cytochrome b6f complex assembly
Cellular component (GO): chloroplast
Source: RefSeq, a predicted model, not a curated record